GCUACGGAAAUGUGUCGCCGAACAUCUUUUUUGUUUUUCUCCACUUUGCUGUUUGUCGGUCUCUUCGUGUUUGUAUCUGCAGCAGGUGGUGGCAUCACCUCUGAAUAGAGGCAGCUGCAGCAGCAAAGCAGUGGCAUCUGUAGGUGCCACUCUAAUACUGCUUUUAUGCUAAGGUGAGGUAAUAUGAAGGCAGACGGACGGCUCAUCUACCUGCACAGUGUUUGAUGUUGAUGGAGGCAGUGUAUGUGGUACAACCGGUCUGUAGAUCAGAAAAUCAUCCCAGCUGAACCUGGACAAAAGAACGUCACUUUGCCAUGUCGAGCUCCAAACAAUAACAACAUUAUUGUUCUAGACUGGAGCAGAGCUGACCUGGGAGAGAAAUAUGUGCUUUUGUUCCGCGAUGAGCUGUUUGAUCCAGAAAACCAGUAUCCAUCUUUUAAGAACCGGGUGGAGCUGCAGGACAGACAGAUGAAGAAUGGAGACGUGUCUUUGAUUCUGAAGGAUGUGACGAGUAAUGACACUGGAACAUACGAGUGUCGUGUCGUCCAGAGAGGAGCAAAGCGCAGGAAGAGAUCUGUUUUGAAAAAUCCCCCCAUCAGCAUCGUCACCCUAAAAGUUGUUCCUCCAGGUCAGACAGGAGGAGACACAGAGGAUGGAUCUGUUGUACUGAUCGUCGGUCUGAUUCUUUCUGCUGUGCUUCUUGUUGCUGCUGUUGGGUUUUUGAUCUACAGAAAACAUAAACAACAACAGAGUCAGGAUUCAUACUAGCCUCCUGUUAAAUUUCAGCCUGUUUGAAAUGUCAGCUUAACAGUGAUUCUUGUGCUUUGCUUUCAGUCGUGUCACUGAAAAUGUGGAAAGACAGAAAUCAGUAAUAUUAAACAUUUAGCAGGUACCUGUCAGACACGUCCAGAUUUUGCAUUUAAUUUACAUUUUUCAUCAGAAAAGAGGAGAAAGUUGUUUGGAAUAUAAACAGUAUUUUCUGAUAUUACUCAGGAUCCUUUGAUCACAUGUUGCUGGUGUUUGACUCAUUUUAAAUGUAAUUAUAUUAAAAUGAAACCAAAGAAAAAAAAACAUUUCUAUGUAGCUGCAGAGUCCAACAUUUCCUCCCUUUGACCUGGAAUGAUUCAGCUUUAUUGAACUUUACCUUCCAUGAAGGAGACACUUCAGUCUGUUACUGUCCACCUGUUACUUUCCUUUACCUGACAAAGAUCCACAUGUGUUAGUACUUAAUGUGUGUUUUGUUUUUUUGUUUGUUUUAUUCCAACAUUUCCUGUGGUUGUACUUUGUUUUUGUUUUUUGUUUUUUUAAUCAGAAGCUCUGACUUCCUGGAACUGUUGAUGCAGAUUUUGUCACCUUGAAUCAAUCCAAAAUAAAUAUAACCAUGUGUAAA
This is a messenger RNA of Neolamprologus brichardi, 1390 nucleotides long. NCBI's taxonomy places the organism in Eukaryota, Metazoa, Chordata, Actinopteri, Cichliformes, Cichlidae. The record is from RefSeq and is a predicted model, not a curated record.